UGGAAACUUCCUUCAAUUCUGUCCCCAACUUACAUGGCUCCCCUAGUCUUCUAUAAGGUGGAAGACAUACAUAGAUAUUUCCAAAGUUUAAGUCGUGGCUAGCCUACGCGUAUGCACGACACUUAACCCGUCUCUAUCUCUAUUAGGGGCCGGGUUAAUAAAUUAUGCUACCGCCAACAAGAGGACGAAUUCAAUCAACCCACGAUAUAGAAAGGGGAGAAAUGACGUCGGAUCUGGAGUCUGGUAAUUGAAGAAGACAUCUAUUGUUCCGAGCCCACCAGAAGUAGUAUGACCACCUCAUAAGGUCUCGUGGCUCAGGACGAGUCUUACGCCAAAGAUGUCUCCCUUUUUUCCCUGCGGUCGCAAGAUCAAUAUUCCCAUCCAUUAGGUAUACAGGAUGGUCAGGCUCGAUAUCGUCCGAUCCGCGAACGCGGCACUUGCGAACGCGGCGACAAAGCCGUAUGUGGCUGUUGUGGCUGGCGGCACGGCGGGAAUUGGUGAGAGUGCGGUGCGGGCACUCGCCGCAACGUUCGCGGAUCGCGGGGAUCGAGAGGAUGAUGUGCUUCGCGUACAUAUUGUCGGUAGGAAUGAAGAGGCCGGACGCAAGAUCGUUGCUGAAUGCUCGGAAAUGUGCCCACAGGGGAUGUUCCGAUUUCAUAAGGGCGACAUGUCGCUUCUGAGGGAGGUCGAUCGCGUCUGCGCUGAUAUUACUCGAACCGAGCAGCAAGAGGCCAGCUCGAGAGGUGGAGUGGCGAAGAUUGACUUAUUGGUGAAUUGUCAGGGAGUCUUGUCUCUCACGACUGAAGAUACCAAGGAAGGCAUCGACAAGUACUACAGCCUGCUUUACUAUUCGCGGGCGCGCUUCGUGGAAAGACUACUUCCACUCCUGACCGCAUCUCCCGGAGCCGGUCAUGUCGUCUCGGUACUCAAUGCAAGCAUAAAGGAAGCUCUAGUACUCGACGACCUCGCGUUGCGAAACCCGAAGAACCAGAAGUUUCAGACUGCCUUCGCGCAACUAGUCAGCUUGACCAACAUCUUCUUCGAAGAAGUCGCGCGUCGCAACCCAGGCCGGAUAGCUCUUUGCCACCAAUACCCGGGCUACGUGCCUACCGACAUUGCGUCGAAGAGCAACUUCCCCUGGUGGCUCAAGUUCUUGCUAACCUACAUCGGCAACCCCUUAUUCAGGCCUUGGUGGGUACCGUUCGAAGAAUGCGGGCAGCGCAUCUUGUUCAUGGCUUCGCCAGCGAGGUUCCCGGCGCGAAGACCUGAAGAUGUAAGGGACAGCACGGAAACACCGUUGGGAAGCGUGGACGGCGUUGAGCCGGCCGAGGGCGUGGAUGGAGACGUCGGAAGCGGGGCGUAUAGGGUGAAUAAGGACGGCGACACGUUUCCUCAGGGAAAAGAAUAUGGCAAGGUUCGCGAGAAUGGAACUGCGGAGAAGGUCUAUCAGCAUACUAUGGCCGUAUUCGCAGAGAUCGAGGCCGGUGGAGUGUUCAAAGGCUGAACUUGGUUCGCACAUGUAUUUACAUAGUAUUAACAUAGUACAUUUCUUGAAAUGUAAGUCGCUCGUAGGAACCAACUGUUAUCCAUCGCUUUGGCGACUAUAGC
Molecule: messenger RNA, 1608 nt
Organism: Daldinia decipiens
Lineage: Eukaryota; Fungi; Ascomycota; Sordariomycetes; Xylariales; Hypoxylaceae
Product: NAD(P)-binding protein
Exons: 4
Coding region: 398-1504 (368 amino acids)
Biological process (GO): secondary metabolic process
Source: RefSeq, a predicted model, not a curated record